AUUGUCCACCGUGUCAUUGUCUGGAAUUCACCAGAAUCUUGUCCUUCACUCUACACUUCCCCGAACUUCCGAGAACAGGUUAUGGCUUUCGCUAACCAUCUGCUACCGCUUCAACUCGUUAAACCCUCUCUCAACUCCCCAAAACCCUCCCUAUUUCUCAACCCAUCCUUUUCCUCAUCCUCCCACCAUUUCAACUCCCCUUCCAUACUUCAUAACCGUUCUUCAAUUUCCACCCUCCGCAGGAUCACCGUUAAGGCUAAAGCACAAGAACCUGAAGUUAGUGUAGCUACUGAUGCGUUUACACAAUUCAAGCAUCUGCUUUUGCCUAUUACUGAUAGAAAACCCUAUCUCUCUGAGGGAACUAAACAGGCUAUAGCAACUACCAUUGCCUUAGCUAAGAAGUAUGGAGCUGAUAUUACAGUUGUAGUUAUUGAUGAACAGCAGAAGGAGUCUCUGCCUGAGCAUGAGACUCAACUUUCCAGCAUCCGAUGGCAUAUAUCUGAAGGUGGAUUGAAAGACUAUAAAAUGCUUGAGCGGCUCGGUGAUGGAAGCAAGCCAACAGCAAUAAUUGGUGAUGUUGCUGAUGAACUUAAUUUGGAUUUGGUAGUUAUUAGCAUGGAAGCAAUUCAUACAAAGCAUAUUGAUGCAAAUUUGCUUGCUGAGUUCAUUCCCUGUCCUGUCAUGCUUUUGCCAUUGUAGUUUGCACUUUUUUUAGAUAGGGAAUGAUUUUUGUUUCAUCUGCUAUGUAUUCUAUGCUUCAAUUUGAUAUGCAAUGUUUUCGAGUAUAUGCUACUCUAAAGUGUCAGGGAUAUUAUGUUAAAUAUGUGUAACUGUACUUGUCUCUGAAAAUCUUAGAACCAUUGUUUUUUGCAUUUUUCCUAUGAAUUAUUUGAACAAGACUCUAGUUUUUAUCAUUUGCUUUGAUUUCUACAAA
This is a messenger RNA of Vicia villosa (hairy vetch), 934 nucleotides long. RefSeq lists its product as uncharacterized. The record is from RefSeq and is a predicted model, not a curated record. The transcript is spliced from 5 exons. NCBI's taxonomy places the organism in Eukaryota, Viridiplantae, Streptophyta, Magnoliopsida, Fabales, Fabaceae. Bases 82 to 699 code for a protein of 205 amino acids.